AUGCCUCAACACGAGAUGACCAAGUCAGACUCGGAACGAAUCCAGUCCUCGCAGGCUAAAAGCGGAGGGGACAUGUCUCUUGGAGGAUUCGCCUCGCGCGCCCUGUCUGCCGGGACUGCUGGGUCAAUUCCCAGUCCUCGGCCACUGCUUCCGGCCACGCGGACUCGGGUGCCGGAUCUGCAGGCGGAUCUCAUUCGGCCGCACCUGGCGGUGAUGCGGGGCAGGGAAGAAGAUAAAAUUGAUCCUGAAGCGGAGGACAGUUGGUAG
Molecule: messenger RNA, 267 nt
Organism: Aspergillus nidulans FGSC A4
Lineage: Eukaryota; Fungi; Ascomycota; Eurotiomycetes; Eurotiales; Aspergillaceae
Exons: 3
Coding region: 1-267 (88 amino acids)
Source: RefSeq, a predicted model, not a curated record